Molecule: messenger RNA, 2635 nt
Organism: Drosophila innubila
Lineage: Eukaryota; Metazoa; Arthropoda; Insecta; Diptera; Drosophilidae
Exons: 3
Coding region: 94-2106 (670 amino acids)
Biological process (GO): positive regulation of ERAD pathway
Molecular function (GO): ubiquitin protein ligase activity
Source: RefSeq, a predicted model, not a curated record
CACACGCGUACGCACAAAACGAAAACACGAAUUUAGUUAGUCAAGUAAGUUUUUGAUAAGUUGAUAAUAAGUUUGAUAAAGGAAAAGCAAAGCAUGAAAAACUGGCAAAAUGAUGCUGCACUGCCGCCGCAACGUGUUAAGCAGUCGGCAUCAGCUACAACCGCCAUAAGCAUUGAGAGUGACGGGGACGACAAUGAGUCAACGACAGCUGAGCACGAUUUAUUGCUGCCAGCGCCAGCGCCGACGCAGCCUCUGCUGCUGCAGACGACGACGCCGCAGCCGUCGCUGCCUGCGCCGCCCUUCUCGCCAUUGACCUCGGUACAACAACAACAACACGAGCUAUAUCAACAGAUGAUAAGCGGUUCAAGUGGCGGUGGCAGCGGCAGCGGCAGCACCACCAUUAACAUGGAGCACCUGCCAGCGGCGACAUCGGCGGCAACACGUCCAGCUCCAGCUGGCAAUAGAUUGCUAGCUUCCUUUCUGGCCAGACAACGCUCCUUUACGCCGGUGAGCAGCACACCUGUGCGGAGUACACCUGUUCUUAUGAGUCGACGACUGCAGCAGUCCAGGAGUGUGGGUGGCGGGGAGGAGCAGCCAACAGUGGGAGGAGCAGCGGGAGCAGGAGCGGGAGGAGCAGCAGGAACAGUGCCCGCUGCAGUGCGUCAACUGGGCUUUUGGCGUGUGAAUCUGAAUGAAAUGUUUUCGCUAUCAACGGCGCCAUCGACAGAAGCGUUGCGUUCCUUUAUAGCACAUUCCAAUUUUCGUUAUCAGGGAGCGGGCACGGGAGCAGGAGCGGGAACAGCGGCGGGAGCAGCAGCAGGAGCGGGAGCAGUAACAGCAGCUGCAACUGAUUUAAAUGAUGCAGAAGCCAGCACAAGUGCCUCCUCCACCAUUUCCAUGGGCAGAAGCAUCUCAUUACGGGAGGAUGAACUGCAGCCAGCCAGACAUGGCCUUAAUACCAGACACACAGCCAGUGUGCUCGGUCUGUCCACAAAUCCGACAGCUGACAAUGUUCCCAGUCCGGAUGCAACUCCUUCACCCGCUGCCUCAACUGGCAAUGGAACUGGAAAUGUCGCUGAUCCCGCUGAGCAACAAAAUAAUGCCGAUGAUGAUCAUAUCAUCACAGACAUGGUUGUCCAGAUCCUGAGUCACUUUGUGCGCUAUUUGCCCAUUAUCUGUAUACUCCUGAUCAAGUUCGUCCAUGAUCAUUGGCUGGGCAUACUCGAUCUGCUGCUGCUCCAGACCAUCAUGUACAAUUUGAAUCGUUCGCUGCGCUUCCAGGUCGCUCACUUGGCCCAAAAGAACUAUGCAAUCUUGUUGAGAGAUGCCAGCCUGGUGGUUAUUGUGGUCACACUGCGUCUCUUUCUGGCUAGUACACCGCCAGAUCCAUUGGGUUUGUUGGUGCCACCGUCAACAGACUACAAAAUGGCCUCCGUCAGCCACACGGGAUUUGAGGAGAUUGUGGUGCCCAGCACUUUGCACUCCAGUGGUGUGGAGGCCUUAAAGGAGGCCGAUCUCGUUGUGCCCAGAGUCGUUCCACUGGGAUUGCUGCUCUACCAUAUUGCAGUCAGCGAUCUCCUGCUGAAACUCCUCACGAUCCUCGUCAAGAUCGGAAUUACGAUGCUGCCCAUGCAUGUGAUACGACUGAAAGUUCGAGCACGUCUUUAUGUUCUGGUGGAGUACAUCUCCCAGUUCUAUCGUGCUCUAACUCCCAUCACGCAGUGGUUUCUCUUUUUCUUUGAAUCGUAUUCGGCACUGGAGGUCAUCUCUGGUGGACUGCUCUCCUCAUUCUACAUUGGUGCCAAGAUCUUUGAGCUGCUGGAACGUGGCAAAUCUUUGAAGAAAGCUAUAACCACAUUUCGACGCAAUAUUGACUCGGAGCGUCCGCCUACAAAGGAGGAACUGGAGGCAGCCGGCUCCGUCUGUCCCAUUUGCCAUGAUGCGUACUGUUCUCCGAUUAUACUGGAAUGUGGGCAUAUAUUCUGUGAUGAGUGCGUCCAGACGUGGUUCAAGCGGGAGCAGACGUGUCCCAUGUGCCGUGCCAAGGUCAGUGAUGAUCCCGCCUGGCAGGAUGGCAGCACAACAUAUUUCCAUCAGCUCUAUUAGAGCGUCUUCUAUACUUCUAUUCCUCUAUCAGAAACUAUCUUUGUAUCUUUGUAUCUCUUGCAAGUUUUGUAUCCAUAUUCAUACUAUGUGUAAAUAGCUUAAGUUUUGGCAUAACAUUUCCAAAAAAAUGCUAAACAACAAUUUGUUUAUUUAGAUGUAACAGUUAUUAAUUAUACCUAUUAUUAUUAUUAUUGUAAUUGUAAUAUUAUUAUUAUUGAAAUUUGUGAACAAGUCAAGUCUUUAAUUUGGCUUCUGACGCUUGGCCAAGAUUUGUGAUUGGGAUUCAUAAUAUUCCCCGUCGCCGCUCGUUGCCGCCUUGUUGAUGCUGCGAUGUCGAUCCUUGGUCACAAUCUCCUCCAAAAUCUCGCUGUCUCCCUUGAUGAGACGUGUGCGUCCAGUUACGGGAUCUAUUUCACGGCGUAUUUGGCUCUGACGACGCUGAUAUUCCUCCGGCGUUUCUGGAGCAUGCGAUUUGCUGUUCAUCAACGCUUAAAUAUAUAUAGAAAAUAUAUGUAAUUGUGCUGAUUGA